UCCCCUUUAAUUCAGAUGCCAUUCAGCUAAAAGCAAUGGCUUCUUUCGGCCGAAUGUCUUUAGCGGUUCUGUUCAUAGGGCUUUGUGUAGUCACAUGGAGAGAUUUAACAUCCACUCAGUCGGAACCAACUUCACAGAAAGAUAUCAAGUCAUUGAAACUGAGUAAAUUCGCUGGUCCCACCCUCAAGUUUAUGUUUUGUUAUUCCUGAGGUUACCGAAAAGUGUUUGAGCAAUAUGCACAAGCAAUUCAUCAAAGAUUUCCUAAUCUCCAAGUUGAAGGCGAGAACUUUCCACCUCCAACUAUCAAGGCAGUUAUAGCACAGUUUCUCAGUAUAUUCAAGUUGUCCUUAAUAGGUAUCAUUUUAUCAGAGUUUAAUCCUUUCCAUUAUCUCAAUAUGCAAACUCCUAGUGUUUUCACUUGGGCCACUUCAAAUAAGAUUUAUUCUUGUAUGAUGGUCUUCUUUCUAAGUAAUGCUCUUGAAGGGCAUAUGAUUUCUACCGGAGCUUUUGAAGUAACAUUCAAUGAUGUUCCAGUUUGGUCCAAACUUGAAAAUGGACGUAUUCCAUCUCCAAGCGAAAUGUUCCAGAUUAUAGAUAAUCAUAUGAGACUUCAUAAGGAUGAUCUCGCCUAAUUUCUAUCUCAAGCUGCCUAUAUAUUAUAUAUAUAUAUUUAUAAAACCGUGUGUCAUCUUGGCACCUUGACACUUGCUUUUUGUAUGCUGAGCCAGUGAAGGCCAGGGUAUAAACCAGUCAUAUGCUGGAGACUCUGGCUGGAUGUCUUUGGACACUUCUGCAUGCAAGAAUCACGUGCUGAUGUAUUGGAUUUCACACAGACAACUAUUUCUACAUGAUCAGUAAAUAA
Molecule: messenger RNA, 862 nt
Organism: Octopus bimaculoides (California two-spot octopus)
Lineage: Eukaryota; Metazoa; Mollusca; Cephalopoda; Octopoda; Octopodidae
Product: thioredoxin reductase-like selenoprotein T
Biological process (GO): cell redox homeostasis
Cellular component (GO): endoplasmic reticulum membrane
Molecular function (GO): thioredoxin-disulfide reductase (NADPH) activity
Source: RefSeq, a predicted model, not a curated record